Messenger RNA from Rangifer tarandus platyrhynchus (Svalbard reindeer), 309 nucleotides. NCBI's taxonomy places the organism in Eukaryota, Metazoa, Chordata, Mammalia, Artiodactyla, Cervidae. The record is from the annotation of a GenBank genome assembly.
AUGCUCUCUAACAGUGAUGGUGACCACAGAUGCCCUCGCUGGAGGAUUAAUUCUAAAAUGAGAGGACUCUGCUGGGUGCUUUCAUUUCUGUCCAACCAACUACUUGUAAAUUGUGUUUCUUCUUUUGCUUCUGAAACUUCUGUGAAAAUUGCAUAUCUCAGAUUUAUUGGUAGCAUUGCUCUGAUUUCAAGGCCAAAAACACUAAAUAUUUGUGUGACGCUGUUAAAUAAAGUUUUUAAGAUUUACAUUCAUCCAAUGGGUCUCUGUAGUGAUGUUUUCAUGGUGGGAACAUCAUUUUGUGGUGGAUAG